This is a messenger RNA of Anisakis simplex (herring worm), 999 nucleotides long. NCBI's taxonomy places the organism in Eukaryota, Metazoa, Nematoda, Chromadorea, Rhabditida, Anisakidae. The record is from the annotation of a GenBank genome assembly.
AUGUCACUCUUCUAUCGACUCAACGAACCACCAAAAGGCAUCUAUGAUCCACAAUAUGAAAUGGUUGUGGAAGCUUUCAGGAAGAAUUUUGAAGGUGGUUUCGAGCGAGAAGGCGCUCAUCUUACCGUCUACCAUAACGGCAGGCAGGUCGUAAACGUUUGGAAUGGAUUCGCAGAUUCGCAGUCCCAACGCAAGUGGAACAGCAGAACGAAAAGCGUCUUCUUUUCAGCCACCAAGGCAAUAUCAUCGCUGUGCAUUGCAAUGCUAGUUGAUAGAGGUCGUUUAUCGUAUGAUGAUUUGGUGAUUAAGUAUUGGCCGGAAUAUGGCCAGUACGGCAAAGAAAAUACAACAAUUGAGGAUGUUCUCACUCAUAAGGCAGGUAUUCCGUACCUUGAAGAUAUCACAAUGGACGACGUGCAUGAUAAUGAGAUAAUGAUGCAAAAAAUUGAGCGUGCGAAACCUCUCUGGAAACCCGGCACUCUAUCGGGCUACCAUGCGAUUACGUUUGGAUGGCUCGUAGAUGGAAUCGUCAGGAAGGCGGAUGUGAAACAUCGUGAUGUGAAGACGUUCUUUCGUGAGGAAGUUUCGCAAAAAUAUGGCAUCGAUAUCAGCAUCGGCUUACCCAGAGACGAGUUCGCGAACUUGGCUCGAAGCACACAGCCAGGACUCGUGGAGUACGCACGUGAUACUGUGGCUGAUCCGCGGAUGCUGGCGAUGCUUGCGCUGAUGUACUUACGCAUGCCGAAUUCAAUCGCCGCCAAACUUCGCAUGAAUCCUUCGUGGAUUCCACUGAAUUAUGACACCGUAGCGUUGAACGAUCCGGAUAUCGUUUCGUUGAAUAUGGGCGCGGUGACAGGUGUUGGAAAUGCGGAGAAUUUCGCCAGACUUUUCGCAUUGGUCCUUGACGGAACAUUGAUCAGCAAUGAGACGUUACAACUGAUUUCACGACCUACAGUUAAUACUUGGUAUUUAGAGCAGGUGAUUUCAUGCCAUUAUUGA